Molecule: messenger RNA, 4579 nt
Organism: Camelus dromedarius (Arabian camel)
Lineage: Eukaryota; Metazoa; Chordata; Mammalia; Artiodactyla; Camelidae
Gene: NSMAF
Product: neutral sphingomyelinase activation associated factor
Exons: 31
Coding region: 56-2854 (932 amino acids)
Molecular function (GO): protein binding
Source: RefSeq, a predicted model, not a curated record
CUCCCUCCUCGCCGGCGGCGCCGCCGAGCCCGAGCCGGGCGCCCCGCCUCCCUCCAUGGCGUUUAUCCGGAAGAAGCCGCGGGAGCAGCAGCUGCAGCUCUACUCCAGGGAAAGAUUUUCCUUGCUCCUGCUUAACUUGGAGGAGUACUACUUUGAACAGCAUACAGCUAACCACAUUCAGCACAAGGGCAAUCGGAAUGAAAGGAAGAUCAGAGGCUCCUUAAAAAUAUGUUCGAAAUCAGUUAUUUUUGAACCAGAUGCCAUAUCCCAGCCCAUCAUUAAGAUUCCUUUGAGAGAUUGUAUAAAAAUAGGAAAGCAUGGAGAAAACGGAGCCAGUAGACACUUUGCAAAGGCAGUACCCGGAGGGAUUUCACUCAUUUUCAGUCAGGUAUAUUUCAUUAAAGAACACAACAUUGUUGCCCCGUAUAAAACAGAGAGGGGUACCAUGGAGUAUGUCUUUGAAUUGGAUGUUUCAGGCAAAGUGGACGAUGUUGUGGAGACAUUGCUUCAGCUUCACAGAGCAUCCUGCCUGGACAAACUGGGGGACCAAACUGCUAUGAUAACAGCUAUCUUGCAGUCACGUUUGGCGAGGACGUCGUUUGACAAAAACAGAUUCCAGAGUGUCUCUGAAACGUUGCAUAUGGAGUGCAAAGCAGAGAUGGUGACACCUCUGGUGACGAAUCCUGGGCACGUGUGCGUCACUGACACCACCCUGUACUUUCAGCCUCUCAAUGGGUACCCGACACCCGUGGUCCAGAUAACCCUCCAGGACGUCCGCCGCAUCUACAAACGGAGGCACGGCCUCAUGCCUUUGGGCUUGGAAGUGUUCUGCACAGAAGAUGACCUGUGUUCCGACAUCUACCUGAAGUUCUACGAACCUCAAGACCGAGACGACCUCUACUUUUAUAUUGCUACGUAUCUAGAGCACCACGUGGCGGAGCGCUCGGCCGAGAGCUACACGCUGCAGUGGCAGCGGGGGCACCUGUCCAACUACCAGUACCUGCUGCACCUCAACAGCCUGGCCGACCGCAGCUGCAACGACCUCUCCCAGUACCCGGUGUUCCCCUGGGUGGUCAGCGACUACAGCAGCCCCGAGCUGGAUUUGUCAAAUCCAGGAACCUUCCGGGACCUCAGUAAGCCAGUAGGGGCCCUCAAUAAGGAACGGCUGGAGAGGCUGCUGGCGCGCUACCAGGAGAUGCCGGAGCCCAAGUUCAUGUACGGCAGCCACUACUCCUCCCCGGGCUACGUGCUGUUCUAUCUUGUGAGGAUCGCGCCAGAGUACAUGCUAUGUCUGCAGAAUGGAAGAUUCGAUAACGCAGAUAGAAUGUUCAACAGUAUCGCAGAAACUUGGAAAAACUGUUUGGAUGGUGCAACCGAUUUUAAAGAGCUGAUUCCGGAGUUCUACGGUGAUGACAUCAGCUUUUUAAUCAAUAGUCUGAAGCUGGAUUUGGGGAAGAGACAAGGAGGGCAGAUGGUUGAUGACGUCAAGCUUCCCCCGUGGGCGCGGAGUCCCGAGGACUUUCUGCGGAAGAGCAGGGAGGCACUGGAGAGCAGCUACGUGUCCGAGCACCUGCACGAGUGGAUCGACCUCGUGUUCGGCUACAAGCAGAAAGGAGGGGACGCAGUUGGAGCCCACAACGUAUUUCAUCCCCUGACCUACGAAGGAGGCGUAGACUUGAACAGCAUGGAGGACCCUGACGAGAAGGUGGCCGUGCUCACCCAGAUCCUGGAGUUCGGACAGACACCCAAACAGCUCUUUGCGACUCCGCAUCCUCGAAGGAUCACCCCUAGGUUUAAAAGUGGGUCCCAGCCCUCGAGUUGUAACGCGUCCACAGCCGAUUCUCCAGAGAGGCGGCGGCUGACUCGGCUGCCGCUGGAUGCAGUCUCUCCAGGUGAAGAGUCUUUUGAAGACCUGACGGAGGAGAGCAGAACGCUGGCCUGGAGCAACAUCACCAAACUGCAGCUGUACGAGCAGCACAGGAUCCACAAAGAGGCAGUCACUGGAAUCGCAGUCUCCUGCAACGGCUCGUCCGUCUUCACAACCUCACAAGACUCCACGCUGAAGAUGUUUUCCAAAGAAUCCAAGAUGCUACAAAGAAGUAUAUCAUUUUCAAAUAUGGCUUUGUCGUCGUGUUUACUUUUACCGGGAGAUGGCACUGUCAUAAGCUCUUCGUGGGACAAUAACGUCUACUUUUAUUCCGUGGCAUUUGGGAGACGCCAGGACACGCUGAUGGGGCAUGACGAUGCUGUUAGUAAAAUCUGUUGGCUCGACAGCAGGCUGUAUUCUGCGUCCUGGGACUCGACUGUGAAGGUGUGGUCCGGGGUCCCUCCCGAGAUGAGUGCAGCCAGGAGACACCAGUUUGACCUGCUGGCCGAGCUGGAGCACGACGUGGGCGUGGACACAAUCAGUUUAAAUGCUGCAGGCACGCUGCUGGUUUCAGGCACCAGAGAAGGCACAGUGACUAUCUGGGACCUCACCACGGCCACCAUGCUGCACCAGAUUCCGUGUCACUCAGGGACCGUAUGUGACACUGCUUUUAGCCCAGAUAGUCGCCACGUCCUCAGCACAGGAGAAGACGGCUGUCUGAACGUCAUCGACGUGCAGACGGGCAUGCUCAUCUCAUCCAUGACUUCGGACGAGCCCCAGAGGUGCUUUAUCUGGGAUGGGAAUUCUGUUUUAUCCGGAAGUCAGUCUGGCGAGCUGCUCGUCUGGGACCUCCUCGGGGGAAGGAGCACUGAUAGAAUUCGGGGCCACGCAGGAGCCGUGACGUGCAUGUGGAUGAACGAGCAGUGCAGCAGCGUCAUCACGGGCGGGGAGGACAGACAGAUCACGUUCUGGAAACUGCAGUAUUAAGUGCCUUUUCCUCAAGUAUUAUUGAACUCGAUUUAAUGUAUUUUUAAACCAAACUUUUAAAUGAACUGGUGAAUGUGCAAUUAUAGUAAUUAGAAGUUUUACCGCAAGAAACAUUUGUGGUUUUAAACUUUCUAAAUUGUGGUGACUUCACUGAAAGCCAUCAGUUGCCAUCCUCAGGCAGACGAGGACGCGGCAGCAUUCAGGGUAAACGUGCAUUUGUAAGGCAGGCGAUGAUGGUCAGAAGAUGGGCUUGGGGGCAGAGGGAACAGCUCAGAGAUGUUAACCCGGCCGGGGCAGCUUCCAAGAGGCACUGAACAAUGUAAGGAUUUUCCAAGGAGAUGUGAGUGCUCUCUGCCCAGUCACUCAUGUCUCCCUAGUCCACACGGCCACUGCCCAGUGUGCUCUGGGGGAUUUGUUUUCAUGGAGUGGUUACUUUCUAUAACCUACUGCCCCCAGAGUCUGAGAGUGUGGGGAAGGGUUAGCAGUUCUUACAACAGUCUUCUGUGCACAGGACAGUUUGCUCCACAGUAGCUGUGAAAUCCUCAUCUUUUCUAUGACAUUAAAAGUAUUUUUCUGUAAUGAAAGUUCCUUUUCUUAUUUAAAUGAUUUAUUACAAAGUACUAGGUAUUUCAAGUAUUGAUCCUUCUAGAAAACCACACGUCAUGUUGUGAAAUGUCAUUCUUACACUUUCGGAACUGUCUUCAGACCCAAGUCCUGGGAGAAGGGAGGUAAACUGAAGCCCUGCUUUUGACUGGCUUUUCCGUAUUCCCGGUAAGGUAAGCUGUGAAGCAACAGCACUGAGGCUCUUUUACAUUCAGCCUCUGAACCACAGAAACUGUGAUUUAAAAUUUUUCUGUGCUCUGCAGACACACUGGUGCAUCUUAGAUGUUAAACAUUAGCAGGCCUGGCUGUCGUCAGGGGGAGUCGGAAGGCCCAGCGUUCAGCCUGGUCGUCUGGCCUCACAGCUGGAGACGCCCCCUCCCGACACGCAGACCCUGUCAAUACAGGGGGCUUUCCUCAGGCUCCGGGCGGGCGGCUACCCUAGGCCUAAUGUUCCCAAAGGUGCAAUAAUAGACAGACUAAAAUUGAAAUUUAUACAUUUUUAAUUAAAAUAGAAUAGGCAUAAACCAAAAAGAAGGGGAAAAAUCAGGAUACAGUGUCACUGUCAUUCUGUUUGCAGGGAGGAGUCAGGAAAUGGAACAAAUUACCAGGAAAACACUCUUAAGACCAGCCCAAAGCAGCUCGGUCACAGAUUACAUGGAACUGCAACAAUCAGGUACUAUCCCACUUAAUCUACUAAUGAAAAAAGGAAAUCAAAGUUUGUCCAUAUAGUACAAGACUUUUUACAUUAAAUACAUGGUGAUUCAUUUCUCAGAAAGUGAUAGCAGUAACUCUUAGAAGGAAGAAGUGUGCAUUACACAACGGCUAGGAAGUCCCCGGUGCGCUGCGCGGGGCACGUGUGCAUCUCAGUGGAACGCAGAGCUGCACGUGGGCUUCAGAAAGGCAGCAAUAGUUACAUUUUGGCUUUUAUUCUAAAUGCUUAACGUAGUUAAGGCGACAGUUCAAGCAUAUUAAGUGAAGGUAGUUAAAAUUUAAUGAUAAUCAACACACUCUCUUGCAAGCUUACAAACACUGUAUAAUGCUGACCUGGAAUGAAACCAGUGAUUCUUAACUGGUGUUUUACACACACAACUAAAAGAAAAAAAAAAAGGUAAUCAUUUUAAA